UAGGUCUUCAAAAAUGAUAUUUAGGUUUCUAAUAUAAUUUUUUUCUAAAUUGAAUAUUUUGCGCGAGAGACUUUCAAAAAUGAUCGAACAGGAUAGUCUUAAGUAACAAGUAACCCAAAUAAUUACGUAGGUUGUUUUUAUUAUGUUGUCCGGGAUGUGAAAACAUGUUUUUAAUUUUGUCGCAUUGCGUAUGUUGUGUCCCUCACGGGCGCACGCGGUAUAGCGCAUCUAUACGAUCUUACCAUCUAUGGCGCAGGUGCGUCACGUCAACGUCAAAUGUCAAGUUGACACAACGUGUUGGAGGGGUAUGUUUGUGUAUACUUUCGGUAAAACUUAAAUCAUGAAAAAUUUGGAACUUUGGCACGUAAACGUGCGCAACCUAGUUACGAACAAUGAGGACCAGCUUGCCACUUUCUGUUACGGUCAUGGCGAGGGCAAUUUCACUGGAGAAUUGUACUCAUGUUCACAUAACCUUAUAGUGAGUAACUUCGAUGAAGAUGGUGAAGUAAAGUGGACUAAGGAUUUAAGUGAGGUGGCGUCUCCGGAGAAUAGUCCAGUAAUUGUGACGUACUUGUCGUUGUCCAAUGCCCUGUGCGUAGGGCUUGCAAAUGGCGAGUUGUAUACGAUUUCUGAGUUGGGCACCAGCUGCGAGCUUGCUGGGGUCUGUCAGGCUGGAUUAUUGGCAAUGGAGUGGAGCCCCGACCAAGAACUUUUAGUGUUGGUAACAAAAGACAUGAACACCAUUCUGAUGUCCUGCACAUUUGAUCCCAUUCACGAGACAAGCAUUUUAGACCUAGAGUUUGGGGAGAAGCAAUUCAUCACAGUCGGGUGGGGCAAGAAGGAAACACAGUUUCAUGGGUCUGAAGGCAAGCAAGCAGCUAAACAGAAAACUGAAAUUAGUGGUGAUGCUGAUGCCAAUAAUGCAGUUAAAAUAUCUUGGAGAGGAGAUGGCAACCUGUAUGCAAUAGGUUUCCUUAUGGACGGCAUCAGACGAUUCAAAGUAUUUGACAGAGAGGGCCAUCUACAGUACACCAGUGAAAAACAACCAGGUUUGGAGGCAAAUCUCUCAUGGCGCCCAAGCGGUAAUGUCAUCGCAACAACACAAAAAAUUAAUGACAAAUAUGUGAUAGCUUUCUUUGAAAAGAAUGGUCUGAAACAUGGCGGUUUCGAUAUACCUGUUGACACACAGACAGAAGUCCAAGAUCUAGCUUGGAGUUCAGAUUCCGAAAUAUUAGCACUGCAAUGUUAUAAUAAAGCAACCAGCUCACACAGCUUGCUGUUAUUUACAACUGGGAACUAUCACUGGUAUCUUAAACAGACUCUAACAUUCAAUAGUUAUCAGAAAAUAAGCAAGAUUAUCUGGGACAAUGAUUUCGAUGUUGCUAACAAUAAGAAAUUACAUCUUGUUUUAACUAAUGGUCAGCAUUAUAUAUACUCUUGGAUCUGGAACAUCAAUCGCAGUAGAGGGAAAUGUAGUAAUGAUGAUGCUGUAGUCAUUGUUAUAGAUGGGAAGAAAGCAUUAGCUACUGGCUUUAGGCAAACUGUUGUGCCUCCUCCUAUGGCGAGUCUUGAAAUAGAGUCAAACUCAUGCGUAAACUCUGUUCAUUUUGCUCCUGACAAAAAAGGUAAUAAUGAUCAUUGCCCCAACACCUUCUUUGUAUGUACCACAGAUAACAAACUAGAAUUUUACAGGCAAACCAACAAGUUUCCUUUAAAAUAUGAAUUAUACAAGACUCUUACGUUAGAAAAAUAUAACUUCCCAUUCCAAUAUUAUAAUUGGUUUUGGUUAAACUCUGACACUAUAAUCUGCUGUGAAGUAGAAAAUAACAACAGUUAUUUUCUGACAGAAUAUAGUAUAAAUUCUGGAGAAAUUACGAAAAUAAAUACCGAGUCUUUGCCAGAACCUGUAGUGAGAAUUGAGCCUCAUCCAAAUGAAAGUUCAGCUGCUUACCUCCAACUUAUUAAUGGAGACAUUAUGCUAUACACUUUAGGAGGAUCCAUGGAACCACAGGAUGUUUCAUUUUCAGUCGCAUGCCCCUUGUUCAAUGUAAUAAACGUCAGUGCUGAAAUACACUUUUUAAGUCUGACACACAAAGGUACAUUGUAUUUAGAUGAUGAGAAAAUAUUGAACAACGUGAGUUCCUUCUAUGUUCAUACACAUUUCCUUUUAUUGACAACUCUUCAGCAUGUGCUCUUAUGCGUCGAACUAACAGCCUCAGUGCUGGAUGCUCUAAAAGAAUAUCAGAAAAAUGAAUCUUCUGAUAUAUAUAAAAGGAAAAUCGAGAGAGGUGCGAAGCUGGUCAUAGCAGUACCAAAUGAAACAAGGACUGUAUUUCAAAUGCCUAGAGGAAAUCUGGAAGGGAUACAACCAAGGCCUCUCUCUCUAAAAAUUAUAGGAGAAUAUCUUGAUAACUGUAAAUACUAUGAGGCUUUUGAUUUGAUGAGAAAACAAAGGAUCAAUUUAAACCUGAUCUAUGACCAUGAUCCUGAAAAGUUUGAAAAAUCUAUAGACGUAUUUCUAGAAGCAAUCCAAAAUAACACAUGGCUCAGUUUAUUCUUAUCCGACUUAGAAAAUGUCGAUGUCACGAAAUCAAUGUAUUCAAGCAGUUACGUAGACAAUAAAGACAUCAAAAGAGAAAAUAGUUCUAAAAUACAAAGAAUCUGUGAAACAAUUAGGAGUCAUUUGAUGAAAAGACCAGAUCAAGACACGAAGAUCUUGCCAAUUCUAACAACUUACGUAAAGAUGAAUACUGUUGAAGAUUUAGAAGCAGCUUUGACUGUUAUAAAAGAUCUGAAAACGAAAGAAACUAGUAGCAAGCUUCCUGUUAGCUCAGAUGAAGCCCUAAAGUACCUGUUGUACAUGGUAGACGUUAACCAGCUCUUCGAUGUAGCUCUAGGAAUGUAUGACUUCGAUUUAGUCCUUCUAGUGGCUAACAAAUCACAAAAAGAUCCCAAGGAAUAUGUGCCAAUGCUCAAUGAAUUUAACGGCAUGGAAGAAAACUAUAAGAGGUUCUCUAUUAACAAACAGUUGAAAAGAUUUACCAGAGCGGUGGAAUGUCUUGCAAAAUGUGGGCAAGAUAAAUAUGAUGAGUUAAAGACAUUUGUUAAAUAUCACAGUCUGUACAGGGAAGCUCUAAGACUGUUUAGAAAUGGAGAUGCAAUUUAUAAUGAAAUAGCAGAAGAUUUUGGACUCCAUUUGAGACUGAAGAAACAAUACACUGAGGCGGGCAUUAUUUAUGAACGAGCUAACAAUAUUGAAAAAGCUAUUGAAUGUUAUAAAGAUGCUUUAGAAUGGGAAUUAGUAGUUAAUUUACUAUGCACAAGAUCGAAGGAUGAACAAUCCGUUAUAUGCUGGGAGCUCGCAAACGGUUUAAAAGAUGAAAGGCGCCACAGAGAAGGUUUAAUGUUAUUAGAACUGUUUUGCAACGAUAAACCAGAUAUAGUGAAGUAUGCUAUUGAAGGCCGUCAAUUUAAGUCUGCUCUGCGACUCUGUUCCAUAUAUAAGCUUAGUGAACUUAAAGAUGACCAUCUACUACCAGCUGUGAUGGAAGAAUAUAGAAACCUCCAAGAGCUAAUCGAACGGAACUGCGGUACAUUUACCAAGCACAGAGAUCGUCUUUUCAUCGUUAGAGAAACCAAGAGGAACGCGCCAGAGAUCGAUAUCUCUUAUGCUAAUAAGGACAGCGAUUUGUAUUCUGAUGCUGGGAGUACAGUGGCGUCUUCGAAUUCACGCAGUUCAGGGCGCACCUUCCGUUCAAGCAAAAACCGUAGAAAACACGAGCGCAAAGUCGCAUCACUAAAGGAAGGUUCCCAAUACGAAGACGUCGCGCUAGUGAUGGCCUUACACAACCUGAUCACAUCUACCUUCGAGUUGAGACUGCAGGCCCGUGAGCUCAACACAGUGCUGAGCUGUCUCAACAAGGACCAUGAGGCGUUCCUCCUACAGGUAUAGUACGAUAGAAAAACACGAGUAUAAUUAAAGAAAGGUUCCGAAUACCAAGACAUCGCCCUAGUGAUGGCCUUACACAACCUGAUCACAUCUACCUUCGAGUUGAGGCUGCAGGCCCGUGAGCUCAACACAGCGCUGAGCUGUCUCAACAAGGACCAUGAGGCGUUCCUCCUACAGGUAUAGUACGAUAGAAAAACACGAGUAUAAUUAAAGAAAGGUUCCGAAUACGAAGACAUCGCCCUAGUGAUGGCCUUGCACAACCUGAUCACAUCUACCUUCGAGUUGAGGCUGCAGGCCCGUGAGCUCAACACAGCGCUGAGCUGUCUCAACAAGGACCAUGAGGCGUUCCUCCUACAGACAUGCCUAGAGAAGUUACUGAAAGAGAUGAAGGACAGCUUUAAGGACAUUUGGACGAAUCAGCUUGUUAUAGAGGCGACCAACGCAGCCAUAGCGGCCCUGAACGUUCCUGAGGGCUGCAGCGUGCUGCCUCAGGGUAUCGGCUCUCUUGAACCGCAUAUGAGGAUAGCACCUAUCAUUCAAGAUAUAAGCUGGAAGCUGGAUGGCAUGAACUAGUAAAACUAGGAGGAUCACGUGCAAGAAUAUCUCUUCUUUGUCCUCGCCUUGUCCCAUUUCAGUUGGGGUCGGCUCUCCUAAUCAUUCUUCGCCAGGCCAUUCUAUCCUGGGUCGUCUGUGGAUCUAACUGGGCUGACUUUAGAUCUUGGUUUAUUUUAGAUGCCCACGUGUCUCGGGGCCUGCCUCGUCCUCUCAGUCCGGUUUCAAUGUCAAGCACUGUUCUCGUCAUGUGCUCUUUAGGGCGUCUCAUUACAUGACCAUACCACCUCAAUCUAGACUCACAUAUUUCACGUGCAAGAAAAUGAAAAUGCAUAAUAUUGUAUAUUCAUUCAAAAUGGAUUUAAUAAAUAAGUUAAGUUUAAAUAAAUUAAUACAAGCUUUUAUCACUCAC
Molecule: messenger RNA, 4913 nt
Organism: Cydia pomonella (codling moth)
Lineage: Eukaryota; Metazoa; Arthropoda; Insecta; Lepidoptera; Tortricidae
Gene: Elp1
Product: elongator complex protein 1
Exons: 8
Coding region: 341-3952 (1203 amino acids)
Biological process (GO): tRNA wobble base 5-methoxycarbonylmethyl-2-thiouridinylation
Cellular component (GO): elongator holoenzyme complex; cytosol
Molecular function (GO): protein binding; tRNA binding
Source: RefSeq, a predicted model, not a curated record